Vicia villosa (hairy vetch) is the source of this 1415-nucleotide messenger RNA. RefSeq lists its product as uncharacterized. The record is from RefSeq and is a predicted model, not a curated record. Bases 169 to 1203 code for a protein of 344 amino acids. NCBI's taxonomy places the organism in Eukaryota, Viridiplantae, Streptophyta, Magnoliopsida, Fabales, Fabaceae. The transcript has 9 exons.
CUUAUCUGGCCACACAUUAACAUGCAACCAUAUAAAACAAGAAAACGAUAAAAUUCUUCCUUUGUCUUAUCACAUUCCACUGCUCCUCCUGCAUUCUUCUCCAAAUUAUUAUGAUUAACAACUAUUUGAAAUAAAAUAUAACUACAUUCAAAAGAAAAAAGAGAGAACAUGUUGGUGGAAGAAUUGAGUGGAACGAACAUUGAUAUUCCAGAGGAGUUGCUGCAAGCUCUACCAUCCGAUCCAUUCGAGCAGCUCGAUGUGGCGCGCAAAAUCACAUCCAUUGCACUUUCAACGCGUGUUAACGCGCUUCAAUCAGAAGUUUCGGCUCUACGCGCUGAGCUCGCCGAGAAAGAUGAGCUUAUCGCGGAGCUCCAGGCUCAGUUAGAGGCUCCCCACGGUGCGCUUUCCGAAGCGGCCGAUAAGCUUGUUCUUGCCGAACAAGAUAAGGAGAGGUUGGUGAAGGAGAAUGCUUCACUUUCCAGCACAGUGAAGAAGCUCAGUAGAGAUGUCUCAAAGUUGGAGGUUUUCAGAAAGGCACUUAUGCAAUCACUUCAAGAGGAUGAAGAGAAACCUGGCCAGGGAGGAUCGCCCAAAGUUGCGGCUAUGUUACAUAGUCAAGCAAGUAUCACUUCAACAUCCCACUUUGGAGAUGAAAAUGCUUCAUUGCCACCUAGACCUUCUUCAAUGCGAACCAAUACUUCUGACGCAGGAAAUUCUUCUACAGACGAUCGCGAAUCCAACGGUGGUGGAAGAUCUCAGGUAUCAUCGAUAUCAUCACAUAGCUUUCUGUUAGCAUCUCAAACUACCACUCCUCGUUUGACUCCUCCCGGUUCACCUCCUAUUGUUUCUGCAUCUGUAUCACCAACAAGAACAUCUAAACCUGCGUCUCCUCGGCGCCAUGCAGUUUCCCUUUCAAUUGACAGGACCUCUUCAGUGUUCUCAUCUCAUGGUUCAAUGUCUAGCUAUACAGGCACAGGUUCACAAACUUCACGAACUCGUGUGGAUGGAAAGGAGUUUUUUCGUCAAGUCAGGAGCCGUUUGUCUUAUGAGCAGUUUGGUGCAUUUUUAGCAAAUGUGAAGGAACUGAAUUCCCAUAAACUAACAAAAGAGGAGACACUUAAGAAAGCUGAUGAAAUAUUUGGGCCUGAAAACAAAGAUCUCUAUUCUAUAUUUGAAGGAUUGAUUACUCGUAAUGUUCAAUAAUUUAUUAUUCUUGAAGAUGUUUAAUCAUAUAAAAUGAUUCCUAGCUUGUAAUAUAGCCUGAUAUUUUCUCUACUUUCAGCAAUUUUUUUUCAACUGAGUUACAAAUUUAUUAUUUUGUGGAAAACUGUAUAUUCUUUUGAUUUUCCUUGAAUGUGGUAGCAUGAGAACCAAUAUCACCAAUCUCAUAGAAAAGUUUGAAGUGCUGAAAGACA